This is a messenger RNA of Engraulis encrasicolus (European anchovy), 1429 nucleotides long. It is a transcript of the gene arg1, whose product is annotated as arginase 1. The record is from RefSeq and is a predicted model, not a curated record. Gene Ontology annotation, molecular function: manganese ion binding; arginase activity. The transcript has 8 exons. NCBI's taxonomy places the organism in Eukaryota, Metazoa, Chordata, Actinopteri, Clupeiformes, Engraulidae. Bases 207 to 1220 code for a protein of 337 amino acids. Gene Ontology annotation, cellular component: cytoplasm; cytosol; nucleus.
CGUGCUGGGGCGGCGCACGGCUCUAUCCCAUCAUAUAACAUCCCCACCAUCACGCCUGUUCUCCUGCCUCUAGUGACAGUGUGGUGCACGGGCGAACGUGUCAUCACACGUGUGCGUUGUAGGUAAAGCCGAGUGCGCUUGAGAUUUGCAAGUGCGGCACGCUCCGGGGUGUCCAGCAAUCUGCGGCAGGCAGUCCGUCCCACGACAUGCCAGUCAUGAAGGGCUCGGAGGGGCUGCGGCUCAUGCUGAAGACGUUCAAGCGAGGGCAUCACUCGGUCGGGAUCGUGGGAGCUCCUUUUUGGAAAGGACAGCCAAGAGCCGGAGUCGAAGAGGGACCAGAUCUCAUUCGAGCCGCCGGAUUGGUGGAGAAACUUAAAGGGCAAGGAUGUACGGUGAAGGACUAUGGCAACGUCACCUUUGAGGAGGUGGCCAGUGACGAGCCAAUAAACGGCGUGAAGCGGCCGCGGGCGGUGGGGCGGGCCAAUCAGACGCUGGCAAACUCGGUUGCCAGAGUGAAGAGGGAUGGACACACCUGCGUGAUGCUGGGCGGAGACCACAGUCUGGCGAUAGGCUCCAUCCAUGGGCACGCGUCGUGUCGCGGGGAGCUGAGCGUGCUGUGGGUGGACGCCCACGCAGACAUCAACACGCCGCUAACCAGCCCCACAGGCAACAUCCACGGACAACCCAUGUCCUACCUCAUCCACGAACUGCACUCACAGAUCCCGGCCAUGGCUGAUUUCUCCUGGAUCAAGCCAUGCGUCUGGGCCAAAGACCUCGUUUACAUCGGCCUCAGAGACGUGGAUCCAGGAGAGCAUUUCAUCCUGAAGAAGCUUAACAUCAAGAUGUUUUCUAUGACGGAUGUGGAUCGACUGGGCAUUGCCAAAGUCAUGGAGCAAACCUGUGACUACCUCUUCACAAAGGGAAAGAAGCCUAUUCACAUGAGCUACGACAUUGAUGCGCUGGACCCGUCCAUCUCCCCGGCAACAGGCACGCCAGUGAGGGGGGGUCUCACCUACAGAGAAGGCAUCUACAUCACGGAGGCCAUAAGCCAGACAGGGCUGUUGUCGGCGGUGGAUAUGGUUGAGGUGAACCCCAAGCGUGGCAGCUGCGAGGCUGAGGUGGACUCCACUGUGACGGCCGCUGUGGAUCUUCUCCAGAGCUGCUUCGGGCGCGUGCGAGAGGGCUCACACCCACCUGACUACAAAGUGCCCAAACCAUGACCACCGCCCAACGACCACUGCCUUGCCCAGCUACCUGCCGUAACCAUGACACCCACCAUGAAGACCCCCCACCCACACAAAAGAAAAAUGUUUAAAAAAAUCUUUAAUCAGCUUGAACUGAUGCUUGAACGCAGAAGUGAUUUUUUUUCUAUGUUUCCUACUGAUGCGUAAAUGUGUAAAUGAGUAAAUGAAUAAUGAGGUAGACCUGU